Gymnodraco acuticeps is the source of this 1263-nucleotide messenger RNA. RefSeq names its product low choriolytic enzyme-like. The record is from RefSeq and is a predicted model, not a curated record. Gene Ontology annotation, molecular function: metalloendopeptidase activity; zinc ion binding. Bases 178 to 945 code for a protein of 255 amino acids. Gene Ontology annotation, biological process: proteolysis. Lineage: Eukaryota; Metazoa; Chordata; Actinopteri; Perciformes; Bathydraconidae. The transcript is spliced from 10 exons.
CAACAACAUUUUUGACUGACAGCUGAGGUUUACAGUAAUGUGUGUCCAUCCUCUGACACACCCUCACAGCUUUCUAUAAAGCGUGAGGAUCUGAGAACCUGCUGCAUCGAGCAUCACAUUCAGCUACAGCAGAUUUUGACUUUCAGAUUUGAGGUUUAUCUGCAGAGGACCACCGUCAUGACUCCAGUUUUGCUUUUCGUCCUCUUCCUCUCUUUGUCGGCCAUUCCUCCGGGUGCUACUGAUAACGGAGAAAGACAAGAGUUUCAGGACGCCUCUGAUAUCAUCGAGAGAGCUAAUGCUAACAUAACAACGCGCAUGGUCGACGGCGACAUUGUGCAAAAUGUAAGAAGGAAUGCAGAUCCCUGCACGGCUAGAGGCUGCAAAUGGCCCAAAUAUAGAAGAUACGUCUACGUACCCAUCUACAUCUCCACCAGCUACACCUCAAGAGAGCGCAACAUCAUCAUCCGAGCCCUGCUGACCUUCCACGCAUCCACCUGCAUUCGCUUUGUCUGGAGGACCAGCCAUCGAAAUUACCUCUACUUCUACUCUGGAUCUGGGUGUUGGUCCUACCUGGGCCGACAGAGUAGAGGACAGCUUGUCUCCCUGAAGAAAAAUGGUUGUUUGUACACAGACACAGUGCAGCACGAGGUUCUCCACGCUCUGGGCUUCCACCACGAGCAUGUCCGCUCCGACAGAGACAGCUACAUCUCCAUCCUCUACCAGAACAUUGAGCCAGGAAAAACACGUAACUUUAUGAAGCGGCAAACUAACAACUUGGGUACUCCCUACGACUUCGACUCUGUCAUGCACUACGGAAAAUACGCCUUCAGCAAAAACAGGGAACCAACCAUCCUCGCUAAGAGCAAUCCGAGUCUUAACUUUGGGACUGCUCGUACGAUGAGCAAGAAUGACAUUGCCCGUGUCAACAAGCUUUACCAAUGUUAAUCAACGGAAGGAAAAGGUCGGCCUCGAGAUACUUCAACCCCCCGGCUUCUUAUGAUUCAACAGAUCUGCUGUUUAACAGUGGCUAUCUUUCUGCUGAGGUCUAUCAAUCUAGAUAGCUCAGCCUUUCUUUCAAUCAAUGGUUAAUGGGUUUAAAUCUAUCACUCACUUUACUGAUUUUGAAAUAUACACUUUAGUUUGAUGAAAAACAUGUUGAUGUAAUGAAAUUGCUGAUCCAUACUGAUGAUUUUAAUGACUUUGUAUUUGUCUUUACAAUGAAGUUAGCAAUUUGCUUAAUAAAUAUUCUGAAAAAAAUGUCAA